AAAUUUGUAUCGUUUCCGACGGGUUCCCCGUGAAUUUCCUACUGCAAGUUUUCACCAUUUUCCUCGUUUUUUCAUUUACACGUGUCAAGAAUUUUUAAACGCCUAUUUUAUAGUUGACGCUCAAAUUCUGUACUUCAUACAAUUAAUUUGUGAUUAUUACGUGGUUUUAUUAACAUACCAAAGUACAAAAUCAAGAAAGUGUAAAAUAAUAACAAGUUGAAAAUCGAGUGUGUCGUUAGUGAGAGUAUUUAUGUGAUAGGAAAUAAAAGAAGGAUAAAUCGCUUAUACAUAUAUAAUAUUAAUAAUUUGAUAUAACAUCGCUAUCAAUCGAUUGUAUAUCAUCAAUGAUAAUGAUAAGUAUUCAGAUAAAUCGCUAUCAAUGAUAAGUAUUCAGAUAAAUCGUUGUGGUACAAAUAUAAUUAUCGCAUUCGGAGAAAUUCAACCGCGAAUACGUGCGCAGGAUUAAAAAUUGUUUUCAGUGGGAAAGCGGCAGCCGAUUUUCGUGAGUUUCCGCUCGGUAUAAAAAGAUAUUACUGUGGCAUCCAAUGGGAAACGUGCAAUGAAACGUGCAUACAUCGUACAAUGGACACAUUAAUAAUAAUGAAGCACCGGUGAGAAACUCGGUGCAUGGAAAGCGUGCGACAUUAAAGCAGCGAAGUCGAACGAACUCACUUUAGUUAGAGUAUACCCACGUCUUAAAAAUAUCUUUAAUUUUCCCUUUCGUACAAUACGUGGGAACUAACGCUUAUGCGUUGCAUAAAUCGUCUCUGGAUUUAAUCCUACCUAUGCAGAUGGCGCAUUCCGUCUGAUCUAGCACGAUCCUAUUCUACUUUCCACAGAGACUCGUCUGUUCAGCGAUGAUGCAACUACACGACGUUACAUGCCACUUAAAGUCAUCGUGCGUUCUUCUAAUAAUAAUGUGUUUCCUGCCCUCUUGGUAUUCAUUAAACAACCAAUGCGACAAUUAAGGAUGCAGCGUGUGAAUGAACUCUGACACGAUCGUAUCGAUGAUGGCAUUUUAAUUGUUCCAACGAUUGCGUCGCGUGCCUCGCUCUCUCUUCUGGCUUCGUUAAUUCCGAUAGUAACGUGCUUUGAAUAUAUGUCUAUUUAAAUAGAGAAAUUUUUUAUUAGUCAAUCAUAAAUUCUCUGUUGCUUGCUUAUCCUCCAAAUUCUUUUGACGUAUUUCUUCUUGGUACUCAAUCCUGUAUUCCACUUACAUAAAGAAUGAAGUGUUAAUAAAAAAUGCAGUGUACGAAAUUGAGAAGCACGUUAACGCGGCUGUUGCAUCGCGAAGAAUAAUUCUACUUGCAAUUUGGUAAGGUACAAGAUCGUUCGAAAGAGGCAGAGAAGAAAUGUUUAUAACUCUUCUUUCAUAGAAGGCUUAGCGUGUUUCAUGGAUAUUCCUGAGGUCGUACGCAGCGUAUAGAAGGUUUUUUUAAAUCCGGGGACGGGAAAGGUGUUGUAUGCCGGUGGAGGCCGACGGCAAAUUUCUGUUCAGUCGACGUUGUCUCGGUCAAUAGUCAACACGUACCAUAGGAGUCGACAACGCAUCGUCUCACGUUCACUUUUCAAUCGAAUAUCCUUUUAACACAAGUGUUAGUUAAUUCUCUCCUCGAUCUUCGGUUUCCAUCACCAUUAUUUUAUUUAGUAUUUCAUCGUACUUUUGUUUGAUCGAUUUCAUUCGCUACAUAUAUUAUUCACGAUAAUUACCUUUGAUAAUCGAACACGCUAAAUUUUCCAUACAACCAUCAGCUAUCAGAAUUUAUAAUUCGAAGGUCUUUACUUCGUGUUUGAAAUUAAAAAAAUAAUUUAUGAAAGUACGAGGCAAUCCUAUGAUACUUAAACUGUAGCCUUCGUCUUGGACACGGUGUCGUCUCAAGGUUACCAAGGGAAAGGUUCUCAAAGAUCCUUGAGUUCGGUCGUUUAAAAAAAGGAGAAAACGAAGAUUCUUUUGACCGUGAUAGUUCAAAGCACCCGCGAUAAACAAAGAGAGCGAGCAAAGUUCCCCCACCCUUCUACCCAUCGAGGGAACUUCGGCAAGGAUCAUAUCGGCAAGCAAAAGGCUUCACAGUGUUCCUUUCGAAUUUCAGAUCAAACGUAAAGUGCGCGCGUGUGGUUCGUGUGUGUAUGCAUGUGCCAUCUUCCGCGUGAAACACUAAACGGGUGAGAAGAGGACUCGGGCCACACAAGCAAAACAUGGGUACGUCGUCGCUGAGAUUCAUUUCCAGACUGAUCUUGUUCGCCUACAUCGCGUCGCAUUUCGGUCACGCACACAAACAACCAAAUUACUACGGCAAAGUGAUCGGAACUUUAAGCAACUACGCACAUGGUAUCAAGGGAGACGUGUACGCCGUGGACGAUACGACGAUAUUCAUAAAGGGAUUUUGUUACGAUGGAUCCGGUCCAGCCGCAUAUUUCUGGGUGGGAAACAGUUCUUCGCCUAAUCCUAAUGGUUACGCCGUCCCGUAUCCGGAAAUGAAGGAGACUGGAGGAAGAAGACAGCCGGAGGCGCUCAGAGCGUACAACUAUACGGACAUCUUUCUGAAGCUGCCUGACGGGAAACGGAUACGAGACAUCAAAUAUCUAAGCGUUUGGUGCAGUCGAUUUACCGUGAAUUUCGGUGAUGUUUAUAUUCCGGAAAACCUGAAAGUACCCAAAACAAGAACGCUGCCGGAGUUCUCGAGGCUGGCCCACGGUCUCCGCAGCGGGAACAUUACCAUCCUGGACGAGAAAACGAUCUACAUUCCGAAUUUACACUACGAUGGCGCCGGCCCGGAUGCUUAUUUCUGGGUUGGUAACGGCUCGGAACCGGACCCGUUCGGUAUUAAAGUGCCAAACGAGAAGAAAACAUUAUCGCCGUUAAGGGGCUAUCAGGGAGAAGACAUCGAGAUCAUUUUACCGGGGAACUUAACCGUAUAUGAUAUCGACUGGUUAUCGGUUUGGUGUGUCCUACAUAAACACAACUUCGGGCACGUUAUGAUUCCCAAGGACCUCGACGUUCCCCCCGCGCUUGGCCAGACCCAAAUCACGCCGCCUUGGUGGUACGAACCUACCAGCAGUACACCGUCACCACCUUUGUCCAAACACGAGCUAACCAAUUGCAAGGAGAUGUUGGGGGGCCGUGUACAGGUCCAAUGGGAAAUGAUAGGCGAGGACAUCCAGAUUAGGGUGUCCGGACGCAUCAACGAGGACCAGUACGUCGCGUUCGGUUUGUCCGGACGCGAGGGGAAGGCUGAGAUGAUCGGCAGCGAUGUGGUCGUGGUUGCUUACAACAGCAGAACCGGCAAAUUCAUCGCCGAGGACUACUACCUGUCAGACUACGCGCAAUGCGACGGUAGAAAGGGUGUGUGUCCCGAUAUGCGAGUCGGUGGAAAAAACGACGUCACCCUCGUGCAUGGCGAACGAAAGAACGGCGUAACGACAGUUACGUACAUGAGACCGUUGCAAACGAACGAACCGGAGAAGGAUAGGAUAAUCCCGGAGUCAGAGACGAGCGUGAUCGCGGCGAUCGGACCGUUAAAUUUAAGAGGCGAGGCGAACGCUCAUCACAGCUUCGACAAGACGACAGAGGACAUUCGCAUCGAUUUUACGUCGAGAAACGUGCACGAAUGCACGAAUUCUCUCUAUGACCUACCGGACACAUCUGACAUCAAACCGUGGCCGGUGGCCGUGAUCACGAACGAAACCACGUUCAGUGCGAGAAUCGGUCCUGCUGGGGGAAAGAGAGGAUAUUCGAGUAUUACAGGACAACCUGCAUGGGGAAUUGCGUGGUACAUCAACGAUCUGCUGAUUCCGGAAAUCACGGUGGAAAGAGGACAGACGUAUACGUUCAUUGUGGAGGGCGGUAACGAUCCAGCUAAUCCGGCCAGGUAUCAUCCGUUUUACAUCACCGACAGCCUAGAAGGUGGAUUCGGUCAGAAAAAAGAGGAAGAGCAAAUGGCUCAAAGAGUAUAUGCUGGAGUAAAAUACAACGCCGAGGGCUAUCCUUAUCCAACGGCAGCUGGCCGUUACUGUGAGUGGGUACACAAGACGGUGGAUAUGAGCGCGGACAUGGAAACGUUCGAAAACUACUUCGAGACCCUCAGACUGGAGUGCGACAAAGGAGAGCCAGCAAAACUCGUCUGGACCGUGGCCGAAGACACCCCGGAUUUGGUCUAUUAUCAGUGUUACGUGCACAAUCAUUUGGGCUGGAAGAUAAACGUUGUCAACAGCGCACAAGCGGCAUUGCCGUUGCUGUCAAUGGUCACAGCGAUGUUCGUCAUCGGUAUGAUAACGUUCAUAAGAUGAAUUAAUCCUUUUCAAUAUCGUCUACCCAAAACAUACGCGAGAUGUAAUUGUAAUGAAUCCAGCGACAGUGUGAUCGGAUCGAAAGUAAGGGAUGAAAGUGGGCAAGGAAAAUUAUAAAUUUCCGUAAAAGAAAAAAACUAACAACGGUGAUAAAAUAAUUAAAAAAAAAAAAACAAAAAUAAAAUUCGAUUAUUAUCAAUAAUCGGCUGAACACGAUACAAGGUUGUAAGAAAGUACUUAGCUCAUAAAAUUUACUCGUAAAACGUAAAAGAUUAGCGAAGAUAUUUUUAAGAUCUAUCAGAUUCAAUAUUUCAUAUUAUACGAUAUAUAUGUAUGUGUAUAUUUAUAUAUAUACAGAUACAUAUAAAUGUAUAUAUAUUAUAUACAUCCAUACACAAACACAUUGAAACACGGCACACGAAAUGAACCGAGACGAUCGGGGUGAUUUUUAACGUCUAAGAAUUUAAGAGACUACUUAUGGGAAUGGACAGAUGGGGGGAAGGGGGGUUGGUAUAAUUUCUGACAAUAAAUAAUAAUUACGUGGGGAUGUGGGAUGUAAGAACAUAAAUAAUGCUUUGACAAUAACAUCAAACGAACGUAUUGCUUAUCGUUGAGAAUGGGUGGGAGGAGUUGUUGUAGGGAUAAUUUGGUCAAAUGAAGAUCGAUCGAUCUAUCAAUAAACGAAUGAAACGGGGAAAUUAUCCGUGGCAUAUGUACAAUGUAAAUUUUGCACAAAGCUAUAGUUGAAUAUAAUGUAACAUUAAAAGAUCGAGUAGUACUUAAGGUAUACAUUUAUAAAAUGCUGUCGACCUGACAAUAAUACGUAGAGUAGCGGAACGGCGAAGAAAUAAUUGCUGGGAGAAGGAGAAAAUCAGAAAAAUAUAAUGUACAAGGGUAACGGUGUCAGAUACCAUUUAUGUAAUUCAAUAUAAAUGGAUGAUACGGUUACAAACUAUUUCCCUUAUAUGUGUAACAAUGCUAUAACAUGUACAUACUAUAGAGUGGACCUUCCUAAGAACAAAAAACGGAAUGAAAGUGUAAAAUGUGCCUUGGGUACAGAUUAAUUAAAGCUUCUCUAAUUAUUCGAAUUAGGAACCACUCGGACAAGAGAUACCCUGUAGUACUUAGGAGCUGGGUUCUUGCGCGUUGAACGUAUCAUAUGUACGUAAUUCGUGUCCAUUGGAAAGUAAUGGUAUCUUUGGACAUUUUGUCAAAAAGAUAUAUCAUGCGAAACGACGAAAUUCAAUGAGGUGCCCAAUGAAAAAUGAAAUACACAUUAGCGCGAUACGUGCAAGAAAUGAAAAGUCGCGUAUACGACCAAAAUGUCAGAAAAAUACAUAAUCACUUUAGAAUCGUAGAGAUUAACAAGGUAGUAAAAAGAAAUUUCUCUCUAUCUAUCUAUUCUCUCUUUUAAUGGAAAAUGUGAAUGAACUUCACUGAUGUAUCCAGAUUCUAAGUAACGGGGUGUCCUCAAAAUUAACUAUCAGCGAACGAAAUUCUUUGCAACUCCGAUUGCUUUUAUCGCACGAAGACCAGUCUGUAUUUAAUUAUAUGCGCAUACAUUACUUAACAUAAUCUUGAUAUAUAUAUAUACAUAAAUAUAUAUAUAUAUAUAUUAUAUUAACAUACAUACAUUAAAUGAAGUACUUAUAUGCAUAAUGUAAAACGAAAUUCAAAAAAUUUACGUCAUUCAGCCGUCAUCGUUGUCUAACGUAUUCGUUAAUCUAUCGAAACCACUAACCACUUGAUAAUGAAAAUUAACUAAAUAUCGAAAUGGAGUCUGUCCUUUACAAAAUAUUUUAUGCAAAUGAAUAACCAAUCGGAUGUAUUACGAUGCAUAUGUGUAUAGGAAAUUUAAAUGUGCAAUAUGCGCGUAAAUAUGAAACACUUAAAACGUCUUGUAUGAAGAUAUGACUUGUUAAAAAGAUAAACAAAUCUUUAUUCAACGUGACUUCAAUGCAGAAUUUAUUUUGUACAAAAAUCUGUAGUUCACAAACGACGAAUACGUUGAAUGAUGUUGCUCCGGCUUUCACGUGACAAGAAACAGAUGUUUAAGUACUUGCGUGCUGCGUUUGUAAUGUUAAUCAAGCGACAAUAAGAAGGCGAAGAUUCGCUCGGACGUUCACGUCACGCCUGAAUCAAAAACAUGUAUUUCGGGUGACAUUCAAUAGUGAUCCUUAAUUUCUCUAGUUUAAAAACAUGCAUUUUCCUGUCCCCAUCUGGUUUCCACUUUUAUUAUUGCAGAUUGUAUUUUCUAAGCGAGUCCUUCGAGAGAACGGGGCGGAUCGUAGUAUGUAAGCGGAUAUAAAACUCCUACUUCUGUGAACGACAAUAAUAAAUACGUAUAGAGGCUUGCUGGAUCGAAAAUUUAGGGUGCUGCUACGAGGAUUCGAACCUAGUUUUUGUAUAAAAUUAGUCAAGGAAAUGCGAAACGAUUUGACACUUUGUCGAAAAAUGUUGAUCCCGCGAUUUCAAGUUUCCCCUCGAGAGACAAUAAUAACAGAAGGUCGAUCUCGUCCGACAAAGUUACUUGGACAAUAAUCGCGAUCGAAUCGUAAGAGUUCUAUAUUUUGUGGCGGGGGCUGUGAAACGUGUCCAAAAUUACAUUUGGGCAAUAUUCAUGGAUGCGCUUUCGCUGUUCUCGAUUUUGAAAUUCGGACAAUAAACCGCGCUCGAUCUCCUUAGGUACAAAUGUCGACGAUCGGCCGCUUAAAUCGGACAAUAACGUUUAUGAUUGAGACAAUAACAACGAUAUCAGGAGGAUACGCUCUGUCGCGGAUCAACAAUAAUUGUUAGGAAACAAAAAACACGCACGCCGUCGGCCAAGCUUACAACGUAAUCACCACAAAUUGUACGAAAUAGGUGCUCUGAGAAAAACGGACAAUUAUGUUAUUUUAAGAAACAUUUCAUUGAAAAAUCUAUAAGAAUAAAGGCUCUCCUAUUAGUUUACGCGAUACCAAUCUGAAGUUCGUUAAGAAAUUGUAAAUAAGAACAAGAAGUGGUUCCAAAUCUUUGGCCGGUUGUGUGUUUAUAUGGAUCAAUUAAUUGAGAUGUAAGUGUACAUACGAAGAUAAAAGUAUUAAAAAACGGCGCAUUGCUAAUUGCUACGCCGAUGUUAUGCUGUUAAUUGUAAACGGGUGUAGAGAAUGAACGAAAGUCUUUUAGAUAAGGAUGUAAAGAUGUACUCUUUUUAGAAAAUUAUCGUCUCCCCUAAUUUUCCUUCCCUCUCUUUUGUACAUGUCAAGUCCAUUCCAUCCUCUCUUUUCUGCUUUCGAUUGUUAUUCUGCCAAAUUUUCAAUUCUUAGAGUAGUAACAUAUAAGUAAAAAUAAUAUCCGUUCGAAUUUUCUCGAAGCAGCCCCGCGAUGUCCUUCAAGUUAUUAGAGUUUAAGGAACAAUUCAUAAUUUUAGACAUUAAGGAAAGACUUUUUCUUUGUACAUUAUAUCAAAAUGUAAUUUGUAAAAGUAACAAAAAGGGAAAAAGAAGAAACGUGCGAGGGGGUAACGAUUGUGUCGUCAUCGAUUAAGAGAGAAAUGUUGGUCUCGCUUCGGUGUACGACGAAGCCCCGAUAGGGGUGAAUAUCGAACAGACAGCGAUUACCUUUAUAGCGUUUACAUUUUGUGUCGCUCAUAUCGUAGUCUACAUAACGUUUUACUCGUCAUUUACGAAAUCUUUUUUCUUUCAUACGCGCCGAUUCUCUCGUAGAAAUCGACGAAGCCAAAACUCGAUCGACUCGAGAAACUCGAGGUGCCUUUAGACCAAACGAGUAAAAACAAAAGCAACAAGAAAAAUUCAUGUUCGUUCAGGUUCAAAUUCGAACAUCUAAAAUCUAAACCAUGGUAGAAACACAUAAGGUGUAUUCUUCCGAUGGUACCAGUUUCGUCAUCUAUUGCGCAUAAUGGAUAUCUAUCAUUUUAAAAAAUAAAAGCGACAGAAAUGCUAAUCUAUUUGUAAUGUAGACAUUUUAAGUUAAAGUUAAUUUUCACUUUCAAUACGAAAUACAAUUGAUGAAUAAGGCAAUGUGGCCAUUACAAAGAAAGCAACGACCUUAAUUAGCUGCGUAAUAGCACACCUUAUGUAUUUCCACCAUAAUCUAAACGCACCUCUUAAGCGAAGAAUGAAAAUCAAGAUUAAAUCUAUUAAAGAAUGUGGUCCUAUCUUGUUGGCGCUCAAUUCGGAUAUAGUUUAAAUAAUUGUAAGAAUACUUCUCCUUGCACAAUCCUUUCGGUUGUAACUGUGUUUUCAUUGUGUGAACCCGCUCACAUAUCCCUGCGAACAUAUCCCCAUAUAAUACGUAGAUAAGGUUUAAAACACAGACGAAAGCGUUCUUUAUCAGUGUCUGGUUUGACAAUGGAAAAUGGACUCUCUUUUAAAAUUUAGAUAUUUAACAAAUGUCAGAUGUGGAAAUUGUCGAACGUCCUCGAGAUCGGCGUCCGUGUCUCUGGUUUUCCCCGAAAAGCCGUCUGAGAAACAUUGCGGAACAUCGAGUACAAAUAAAAAAGAAAGUGAAGAUAAUCGUUUUUACGAUUAUCGUGCAAAAAUCAUGGUUCAAGAGAGGAAACAGCGAAAAGUGAUAAAUAAAAAUCAUAAUGGUAACAAUUAAAGAGCAUCAACAUCUAACUAACGAUUUUAAUGAUGUCGAUUAAUCGAACGGAUGUGUAAUAUUGUCAAUAUGUAUGUAACGACGAAGAUCUUGUUUUAACGAUACGUGUAUGUUCAUAUAUCGUAGCGGUAACGUGAAGGCUUUUGAAAAUUGGAUAUCUUUCUGAAUCUUAUGCUCAUGGUAGAAUAUAUUUUCACACUUAAGAACACGGCGUAGAGAGUGAGAGAAAAAAAUGAAAUGAGAAACGAUGUAUCGAUGCUUCAGCUCUUUGCACUCUUCCUCUUUCUACGCUAAUUACGAUGAGCCUAUCCCCAUGUAGGUAAUGUCUAUUACAGAUCUAGAAACAGUUUUCAAGCACUCGAUUUAGUCUUCGAAAAACUGAAAUAAUUUCAAAAUUCGAUUGAAACAAACUCAAUAACUCAAAAUAUUUUGAAAUCGUUUUUAAACGAAAAGUUUCUGGAUCUGUGCUGAAGAAUUAAAGGAUGAAACGAAGGGAAUAAAUGCGAAACGAAAAGAACAUUUCUUUAUCGCGAGUGCAAUAAUAUUGUAUGAAAAUGAUACACAGAGCGGUAUGAUGUGAAUUGAUUUGUUGGUAUAGACCGUCCUGAGUUGUGUUUAACAAAUUUUAAGGAUCUAUUUUUGAGCAACGAGUAUCGUUAUGGUGACGUGUGUUGUAAUAGUUAAUCGUCGAGGAAGAUUAAAGUCUUGGGAAACCGGAUUUCAAUUUAAACUCUCAGUAGUAGUAUGCUAUAGCUCGUUAAUGAUCAGACGCGCACGAGUGCGAAAAGUUUUUAUUUUCUCUAUGGGUUUCAAGUCGCAUCGAUUGCGAUCCAUCAGAGUCACCGCGAUCACCAUGAACGGAUUGAAGGAAAAAGAGAAUAAAAAGCAAUUCGUGAGAUGAUUCAUUUUCAAUUAUCUGUAGAUAAGUCGUUCUCGAACACGCAACCAUAUCUCGACAUACAACCAUUUAGUAAUUAGUACGUCCUGUUGUAGAUAAUAACUUAGUUCGUCAACCUUAAACGAAGACAAAUGAAAGAGAAUAAAUUUCGAUAAAACUACGUACAUACAUACUUUAUCCAAGGGAUAUGAGAAGGGAAAAGAAAACGAUAACCAAUCGUAAUUCUCAAAGUUUUUCGGCAAAUUUAUCAAGCUCUCACGUAAACCAAAAAAGAAAAAAUAAAAAAAUAACGUAGCAUUAUCGAGAAUGGUAAAGACAAUUGUCAACCGUUAUUUUCAACGUUUACGUGUUAGAAUAGAUUAAUCCACAAAGUAAGAUCUACUAUUAAUCGUGUACUCGUAUUACUAUAAAGUUGAUUCAAUUUGUCAAGAUCCUCAUCUCAUCGUGUUUUUACGAGACACGUGCGAACAUGAUUUUCAGACAUAUCGAUUUUACACUUUAUCUUUGCGUUAUUAACAAGGAAAAGAAUGAAAGUAUUAAGAUAGUUUUAAUCCUAGAAUAAACACGCCUGAUUAAUAUUUUAAAGCAAUCGAUUCUAUUAAAGUGUAUCAAGUACCGAGAGAUAUAAUCGCACGUGUCUGGAAAUUUCUGGUCAUCGUGAAUGACGAAAGUAAAUCGCUCUGAUUAAAAAAUAAAGAUUGUGAGCCUACUAGCUGCAUACAAGAUGUAUACGAGUUUGAAUUUCGAUGUUUCGAUGCAAUAUACAUAGUACGUUUUAAGCCGUGUAUGUGUAUAAUGUUGCACGCGUCAAAAUUUAUUUUCCACUUUUCUCGUCUAUUUCCGAAUCUUGCUCGUUAUCAGAUCGAUCGAUUGAUUAUACACAAAGAGACUCAUGUACUUCGAACGAAGAGAAACACACAGAUACUCUCUAAUCUAAGGAUAUCAAUGCUCAGAAAACUUGUUUCACCAAGCUACAACUGUUGUCUUUCACCCGUCGUAUUGACAUAAUUAGAUCUCCCUUUAGAAUCACAAUUGCAAGAUUGUUCCCUUGACGAUUAUUGAUUUAACUUAUUGUUGAUGAAUGCAUUGUAGUUUUCUGAAAUGAGUUCGAAGAUCUGCGAAACACGAAACAUAUUGUAUGAAUAUAAUACUUGCAGUACAAGAUUGUUCAAUUUUAUUUGACUAUCAAAAUUAAAUACAGCUAAUAAAUUCGGUAACUGUCCAUAAUAAUUGACGUCACGAAAUUCUGUAAUAACUAAGAACACUGAAACACGAAAUGAACUUAAUUUGGAUGAAUAUCGAGCAAAAUAUCUACAUAUAUUAUGGUCGUCAAUUAUUCCGUGAUAUAUGUACGUAUAUUUUCCUAAUUGUUAAUUCAUUUACGAUUCGUUACAUAUAUAAACAAUCUGCGGAAGCGUAAUAGAUCUACUGAUUAAAGAAUGUCAGCGUCAUGUGAAUUUGCGAUUCAUUUUCAUUACAUAAUAUAUUAGUACUGAUCAAUUUCUUUUAACGAGGAAAAGGAAUCAAAUAUGCGCAUAAAGCAAGCCACGCAGAGAGAAGAAAAUGUUCUCUCCGAAAAAAAGAUA
This is a messenger RNA of Ceratina calcarata, 11373 nucleotides long. RefSeq names its product protein Skeletor, isoforms B/C. Lineage: Eukaryota; Metazoa; Arthropoda; Insecta; Hymenoptera; Apidae. The transcript has 11 exons. The coding region runs from base 2197 to 4287 and encodes 696 amino acids. The record is from RefSeq and is a predicted model, not a curated record.